Messenger RNA from Amphimedon queenslandica, 2326 nucleotides. Its product is annotated as protein transport protein Sec23A-like. NCBI's taxonomy places the organism in Eukaryota, Metazoa, Porifera, Demospongiae, Haplosclerida, Niphatidae. Gene Ontology annotation, molecular function: zinc ion binding; GTPase activator activity. Gene Ontology annotation, biological process: COPII-coated vesicle cargo loading; endoplasmic reticulum to Golgi vesicle-mediated transport; intracellular protein transport. The record is from RefSeq and is a predicted model, not a curated record. The transcript is spliced from 19 exons. Bases 107 to 2311 code for a protein of 734 amino acids. Gene Ontology annotation, cellular component: COPII vesicle coat; endoplasmic reticulum exit site.
UACGUGUUUGAUAUGACGUCACAAGUAUACUGCUAAAAUUAAAAGUCUUUGUUCCCUCUUCUUCUGUGUACAUAUCUUCUCUCUUUACUUUAGAAUAGUAAGAAUAAUGUCGACUUGGGCUGAUUUUAUCCAACAAAAUGAAGACAGAGAUGGUGUUCGUCUUACAUGGAAUGUUUGGCCAUCUACUAGGAUUGAAGCAGCAAAGCUGGUAGUUCCCAUGGCUGCUAUGAUUACUCCAUUGAAGGAGAGACCAGAGCUACCUCCUGCCCAGUAUGAGCCAGUAUUGUGUGGACGCUCUCAGUGUAGGGCAGUCCUGAAUCCACUUUGUCAAGUGGACUAUCGCAGUAAAAGCUGGAUAUGUAAUUUCUGUUAUCAGAGGAAUACCUUUCCUCAACAUUAUGCCGCCAUAUCAGAAUCCAAUCAACCAGCAGAGCUUAUAUCUCAUUUCUCUACCAUAGAAUACCAUCUUCAAAGAGCUGCGUUGGCUCCUACCAUUUUUUUAUUUGUUGUUGACACUUGUCAAGACUAUGAAGAUCUCCAGCCAUUAAAAGAGUCACUUCAAAUGUCUCUUAGUCUCAUUCCUCCCAAUGCACUGGUUGGACUCAUUACAUUUGGACGCAUGGUCCAAUUGCACGAGUUAGGUUGUGACGGUUAUUCAAAGUGCUACGUGUUUCGUGGCACUAAAGACGUCUCACCAAAGCAACUCCAGGAGCAGCUGGGGCUAGGAGGAGGAGGAGGAUCACGAGCUCCAGCACCAGCAGCUAAUCCAGCAGGACCCGCUCCUGGACAAGUACAAAACAGGUUUCUCCAGCCAUUGCAGAAUGUUGAUAUGAACCUGACUGACCUCAUUGGUGACAUACAGCGUGACCCAUGGACAGUCCAGCAAGGAAACCGCCCACUGAGAGCCACUGGAGUUGCUCUUUCUGUAGCUGUUAGCCUGCUAGAGGCUACUUUUCCUAAUGCUGGUGCACGUGUUAUGCUCUUUAUUGGGGGGCCCUGUACCCAAGGGCCUGGUAUGAUUGUUGGUGAGUCUCUUAAGGAUCCCAUUAGGUCUCAUCAUGACUUGGAGAAGGACGCUUGUAAAUAUCAUAAGAAAGCAUGCAAGCAUUAUGAUGGUUUGGCUAAGAGAGCAGCAGAGAAUGGUCACAUCAUUGAUAUAUACUCUUGUGCUUUGGAUCAACCAGGCCUCAAUGAGAUGAGAUACUUCUCAAAAUACACAGGCGGUUACAUGGUCAUGGGAGAUUCCUUCAAUACCUCGCUAUUCAAGCAAACGUUUCAGAAAGUCUUUGCAAAAGAUGCACAGAACAAUCAUUUUAGGAUGGGCUUCAAUGCAUCCCUUGAAGUGAAGUGCUCCAAAGAAUUGAAAGUUAAUGGUAUUAUUGGUCCAUGCAUAUCAUUGAAUAAGAGAUCUCAGAAUGUAUCCGAUAAUGAAAUUGGUGUGGGCGGUACAGCUGCUUGGAAGAUCCCCGGUAUUGAUCCCUCUACUUCUGUUGCUGUGUUCUUUGAGGUAUGCAAUCAACAGGCCGGCAAUAUACCACAAGGACAACCAGGGGCAAUGCAAUUUAUAACAUUUUACCAACACUCGUCCGGUCAAAAGAGAGUCAGGGUCACCACCAUUGCCAGGCAUUGGGCUGAUGCAGCUACUAACCUGAGUCAUGUUUCUGGCGGAUUUGAUCAAGAGACAGCUGCUGGUGUAAUGGCACGUCUUGCUGUUCAAAAAUCUGACAUUGAUGAUGGCCCUGAUGUCUUAAGAUGGCUUGAUAGAAUGCUCAUUCGUUUGUGUCAGAAAUUUGGUGAGUAUCAUAAAGAUGACCCAAGCUCCUUUAGAUUUGCUGACAACAUGUCACUUUAUCCUCAGGUAUAUCCUACCAUACUUACUGUAUUAUGUAUGUGUAUGUUGCUGGCUUUUUUGCAGUUCAUGUUUCAUUUGAGAAGGUCCCAGUUUUUACAAGUAUUCAAUUGCAGCCCUGAUGAGAGCUCCUACUACAGGGAUAAGUUGAACAGAGAAGACGUGACCAACUCAUUGAUAAUGAUACAACCGACUCUUUACUCUUAUUCUUUCAAUGGAGUCCCUGAACCUGUCCUUCUGGACUCAUCCAGUAUCCUUCCUGAUAGAAUACUUCUCUUAGACACUUUCUUCUUAAUACUCAUUUAUCAUGGAGAGACUAUAGAUAGCUGGAAGAAGGCCGGCUAUCAAGAUUUACCCGAUCAUGAAAACUUCCGUCAAUUACUUCAAGCGCCAGUUGAAGAUGCUCAGGUGUGCAAUCAUUUAUUGAUUGGUUUACCUAAUUUCUUACUAAAUGUUUACUAACUUUAGUAAGAAAUU